Molecule: messenger RNA, 1586 nt
Organism: Rhinichthys klamathensis goyatoka
Lineage: Eukaryota; Metazoa; Chordata; Actinopteri; Cypriniformes; Leuciscidae
Gene: crtap
Product: cartilage associated protein
Exons: 7
Coding region: 77-1267 (396 amino acids)
Biological process (GO): collagen fibril organization; peptidyl-proline hydroxylation to 3-hydroxy-L-proline
Cellular component (GO): endoplasmic reticulum
Molecular function (GO): collagen binding; protein binding
Source: RefSeq, a predicted model, not a curated record
UUGGGGACGUGGAGAGUCUGCGGGCGGGUCUUGUUCUCUCCCACCCCUGCGUACUUUGGGAUUCCCAUACGGGACCAUGGCCUCCUCAUCGCACUGCCUGAGGCUCGCAUUUCUUUUAUUCUGCUUUUCUUUUUGCGUUCUUGCACAGUAUGAGAAAUACAACUUUCGCAGUUUCCCACGGCACGAGCUCAUGCCCCUGGACUCUGCGUACCGGCACGCUUUAGACCAGUACAGCGAGGAGAAGUGGCCCGAGAGCGUGGAGUUUCUGGAGGUGAGUCUCCGGCUGUACCGACUGCUCCGGGACAGCGAGGCCUUCUGUAACCUGAACUGCAGCACGGUACGACUCGACGACGAGACCCGCUUCAGCGACUUCCCCGAGCUACACGCGUUCGGUAACGUGAUGAGGCGAGCGCAGUGUCUGAAGCGAUGCAAACAGGGUUUACCUGCCUUCAGACAGACGCUCCCCAGCAGAGAAACCAUCGAGGAGUUCGAGAAACGGGAACCCUACAAGUACCUGCAGUUUGCUUACUUCAAAAGUGAAAAUUUGGCCAAAGCUGUAUCUGCAGCGCACACUUUCCUGCUAAAGCAUCCUGAUGACGAGAUGAUGCAGAGGAACAUGAACUAUUACAAGAGCUUACCUGGAGCAGAGGAACAUAUGAAAGACCUGGAGACCAAAUCAUAUGAGUCUCUGUUCAUUCGGGCCGUGCGGGCGUAUAACGGAGACAACUUCAGAACAUCAGUGUCAGAUAUGGAGUUGGCAAUGAGAGACUUCUUCAAGGUGUAUGACGAGUGCAUCGCAGCGUCAGAGGGAUCCAGACAGAUCAGAGACUUUAAAGACUUUUACCCGUCCAUCGCAGAUCAUUACACUGAGGUUCUGGAGAGGAAGGUUCGCUGUGAGAGCGAGCUCACGCCGGUCGUAGGUGGAUUUGUUGUUGACAAAUUUGUGGCAACCAUGUACCACUAUCUCCAGUUUGCUUAUUAUAAACUGAAUGAUCUGAAGAACGCAGUGCCGUGUGUGUCCAGCUAUAUGCUCUUUGACCCCAGUGAUGAGGUGAUGAAGAAUAAUGUGGAGUAUUAUCGUUACCACAAAGAGAAAUUUGGCCUCAGUGAUGAGGACUUCUUGCCUAGAGUGGAGGCAGUUCGGUACCACAAUCAGACGACGCUUCAGAUGCAGAUGCUGGAGUUCGCCAAACAGAAGUUCCUGUCGGAUGAUGAGGAUGAAGUCUUAGAGUUUCUUGAUGAAUUUCUUGAUUCUGAGGAUAAAUAAAAGAUUGUAAUUGCUCUGAAUAAAAACAAAACAUUUUAUCUUGAAAAGGCCAUAAAGGUAUUCUCAAUCCUGUACUUUUUUUGGUCCUUGUAUUUAUUUAGGGGUUGGUGAUUGGAAGUGAUUUUUAUUUUAAUGAUCUCUGUACUAAAAUAUGUACUUAUACAUAACAUGUAAGUACAGAUUUUACACAUGCACCACAAUCAAAAAGAUAAUAAAUCUGAAUCUCAGUCCCUGUCAACUUACUGUAUCUAAGAGAAAUGUUGUGUUUUUAUUUUGUUGGUUGGAUUGUUUUAAUAAAGAUUGUUUUAUAUUGAUCUGA